AGCCAUGGAAGAAGUGGAGCUACUGCAUGUGGGUGAUUGGCUUCGGAUGAGAGCAGUACAAAAUGGAUUCGCAUCCUCAUCCUCCUUUUAUGGGCCCCACACGUCCUCAACACGUUAAUCAUCAUCAGCCUCUUCUUCUAUAUUCUCCUUCUUCUUCUUCCUCCUCCUCCUUAAUUGCCACUCUGCUCUUUCUCUCUCUCUCUCUCUCUCUGUGCCACCCAAUUGCCCAAACCGUGCUGAAACACCGACCCAGUAGAGCAAAGAUCUCAUCUUGAACCGCCGGAGCUCGGACCCAGUUGGGAAAAUUUGAGCCUUGAUCAUCGGUUGAGGAUGAGUACAGCAAAGUCGCCGAGGAUGAGGACCCGGGUCGGGAAGUACGAGCUGGGCAAGACUCUCGGGGAGGGCACCUUUGCCAAGGUCAAGUUCGCCAAGAACACCGAAACCGGGCAGUGCGUCGCCAUCAAAAUCCUUGAUCGUGAGCAAGUACUCAAGCACAAGAUGGUUGAACAUAUAAAAAGAGAGAUAUCGACAAUGAAGCUGAUCAAGCACCCGAAUGUCACGCAAAUGUUUGAGGUUAUGGCAAGCAAAACUAAGAUCUACAUUGUUCUCGAGUUUGUUGAUGGGGGUGAGCUCUUUGACGAAAUAGCCAAAAAUGGGAGACUGAAAGAGGACGAUGCCAGGAGAUACUUCCAGCAGCUCAUUAAUGCCGUGGAUUACUGUCAUAGUCGAGGCGUGUACCAUAGGGAUUUAAAGCCAGAAAAUCUUCUCUUAGAUUCAUACGGUGUCCUUAAAAUAUCAGAUUUUGGAUUGAGUACAUUUGAACAACAAGUGCGGGAAGAUGGGCUGCUUCAUACUGCCUGUGGGACUCCAAAUUAUGUUGCUCCUGAGGUUCUCAAUAAUAAAGGAUACGAGGGUACAUCAUCUGAUGUUUGGUCUUGCGGGGUGAUCCUCUUUGUACUUAUGGGUGGUUACCUGCCUUUUGAUGAACCAAAUCUCAUAGCUCUGUACCGAAAAAUAUGCAAAGCUGAAUUUUCAUGUCCAUCAUGGUUUUCAUCCAGUGCAAAGAAACUGAUACACCGUAUACUUGAUCCAAACCCUGCUACGAGGAUGACAAUUCCCGAGAUAUUAGAAAAUGAAUGGUUUAAGAAAGAUUACAAGCCAGCACAGUUUCAAGAAGAAGACAAUGUAAAUCUUGAUGAUGUGGAUGCUGUUUUCAACAAAUCAAAGGAAAAUCUUGUAACAGAGAGGAAAGAGAAACCUACAUCAAUGAAUGCUUUUGAGCUUAUUUCGAGGUCACAGAGUUUCAAUCUAGAAAAUUUAUUUGAGAAGCAGAUGGGUCAUGUGAAACGAGAAACCCGUUUCACUUCUCAACGCCCUGCAAAUGAAAUCAUGAGUAAGAUUGAGGCGACUGCAAAGCCUUUGGGCUUUAAUGUUCACAAGAAAAACUACAAGAUGAAGUUGCAAGGUGAUAAGCAUGGAAGGAAGGGUCACCUCUCUGUAGCCACUGAGGUGUUCGAGGUGGCUCCCUCCGUGCACAUGGUAGAACUCAGGAAAACUGGUGGUGACACACUAGAGUUUCACAAGUUCUAUAAAAAUUUCUCAUCGGGGUUGAAAGACAUAGUGUGGAAAUCUGAAGAAACUACUACUGAAGAAUCAAGGUCAUAAUAAAGUCUUAUCUUUUCCGGGUCCGAUUGAUUCUUCUGACCAAUUUUGGCGUAUAAUGCUGAGCCAUAUAUACAAUGUAUAAUGAUGGUACAUGGAAGGCAUGGGAAACUGGGAGCAUGUGGUAUUUAGUGUAGUCUGCAGUAACCAGAUGGGAAUCCUCAAAAUUGAGGUCGGAUGCUUACCAUGUUAACUAAUUAUAUGAACCAAAUCAAUCAACUUUUUCGAGAACAUGAUUGCAGUUCAUUAUAGUGAAGUCAGAAAUUCUUCAUAUUCUGUAAUUGAGGAAUGAACAUUCCAUAUCUAUCUUCUCGGAUUUUAAGUCAAUUAUGCGAUACUUUGCUUGGUUAAAGUAUAAAUUCUCUUCUCACA
Messenger RNA from Rosa rugosa (rugosa rose), 2034 nucleotides. RefSeq names its product CBL-interacting serine/threonine-protein kinase 9. Gene Ontology annotation, biological process: signal transduction; protein phosphorylation. The record is from RefSeq and is a predicted model, not a curated record. The transcript is spliced from 15 exons. The coding region runs from base 331 to 1665 and encodes 444 amino acids. Gene Ontology annotation, molecular function: ATP binding; protein kinase activity. NCBI's taxonomy places the organism in Eukaryota, Viridiplantae, Streptophyta, Magnoliopsida, Rosales, Rosaceae.